This is a messenger RNA of Colletotrichum godetiae, 929 nucleotides long. RefSeq lists its product as uncharacterized. The coding region runs from base 226 to 768 and encodes 180 amino acids. NCBI's taxonomy places the organism in Eukaryota, Fungi, Ascomycota, Sordariomycetes, Glomerellales, Glomerellaceae. The record is from RefSeq and is a predicted model, not a curated record. The transcript has a single exon.
ACGAGUCUUGCCUUACUUGCUUACAUCAUCCCCACUGAGCUCAUGGCGAACUACCUGCCCCUUGAAGCUGGAAUGGUGCAGUCAGCCUGUGGCAUCUCUGGGCUUGCCGCGUGGUGUUACUGUAGCCUAUGGUUGAUCAGGGAAGGAAGGACAGGGGCCCGAGGCACACCAAUACUUGACGGCUCACCGCCACCAGUGGCUGUGUUGGGGUAAGGCAGACAGAAAAUGGCCUCUUCGUUAGAUUUUCAAUUGAAACUUGCCCUUUGCAACUUGACCUCUUUGAUCGCACCUUCUCAUGCAUCCGAUUUUAUGACAGCUAAAGUCGACGCUAUGGCCCCGGACUCAGCUGAGAAGCAUCAUCUGUCCGCUGACCAGGAGGACGACGCGGCCCAACAAGUGAGCUAUCGAGGCGGCGCCGGCAUUGCAUGUGUUGGUUCCAUCUUACUGGCCCAGCCAAUAGCCCCGAGACCCAAAGUGCAACAAUACGUAAAUUUACGCAAAUUCCAUCCGUGCUAUGGCCGUGGAUCCCCUUUGACGACGAGUUGUGAGGAUAUUAGGCUUCGCAUCGAACUGGGCAACGAAUAUAGCCUCGACAUUGAUCUAAAAAAGGAAAGAAUCAAGCUGGCAGUGCGACUCAUGUAUUUUGUCUCAUAUACCAUAUUAGUUAAUCAAUUAAUGGGAUGGUAUUUUCGCGCACAAUGUCCCGUUGACGUAAUUUCCGGACCGCAAAUGUGCCUUAAGAACGUGGGACGCCUCCACUGGCAAUAAGAAGCCAUAAUCAGUUGCCGUUACCGCAUCUCGCGAGGCAAUCGCCGCCUAGCGAGAGAUUCAUAAUGCAAGUGAUGAUGAGCUGUAUGCCAGGAGUGCCAGAACGGCCAUCGCGAUUAUCGUGAGAAUGCUAGGCAUCUGAACUCCUGGGCUUAGACUAG